Molecule: messenger RNA, 1065 nt
Organism: Diaporthe amygdali
Lineage: Eukaryota; Fungi; Ascomycota; Sordariomycetes; Diaporthales; Diaporthaceae
Exons: 1
Coding region: 1-1065 (354 amino acids)
Molecular function (GO): oxidoreductase activity
Source: RefSeq, a predicted model, not a curated record
AUGCAUAUCCUAGGACUCUGCAAUGGAUCAAUACACGGAAACUCCGAGAUACUACUCAAGGCAGCACUGCAAGCAGCUGUUGCACAUGAUCCAUCCAUAAAGACUUCGUGGAUUCACGUUCCUUCUGUGGCACUGCCCAGAAACCCCAAACCGCUCAGAGAUGAACCAGAUAUCAUUCCAAAUCGCAGCUACGAGUAUGAUAAAGACGGUGGUAGCGGUCCAGCAGGUUCGACUACUGACGUUGACGAUCGUGCUGCUGCUUUUGAGGCUAUUAUGGACGCCGAUGCCUUGAUUAUUGCCACUCCUAUCUAUUCCCACCAGCCGGCCGGCUCACUCAAGGCUCUUCAGGACGCGAUUCUCGGCCCCUUCGCAGAUACCUGUGGACAACACCGUAUAUACCAGAGACAGAAAGCUGGUGAUCCUGCUGUCAAAGACGUUGUUGUUGACCACCGCGCCAUCAAGCCACGUGUCGCCGGCUUCAUAGCCGUGGCAGGCUCGAGAGCCCAGUUCCCUGAGCAGUGGACCCUCGCGAUGCCAUCUCUACAUCAGUUUACGUACCCGCUUCACUGCAAGGUGGUCGACAUGUCUGUGUUCCCCGGUUUUGCUCACGCUGGUGCUGUUCUAACGGACCCAGAGGCCGUUGUGCGUGCAGCUAAAAUAGGGACAAAUGUGGCGAGCCAGAUCGGACGGCCAUUUGAUGAGGCUGUGUACCUUGGGCCUGAGGAGGAUGGCAGUUGCUCAUAUUGCCACUUGCUGAAGUUUGAAUUCCAAGGGGACAAUAACCGGAUUAGGUGCAUCACCUGCGGCGCAGCAGGGGAAUUGAAGACCAGGUCAGAUGGUCGCGUCCGGCCGGUCUGGGGAGAGGACUCGGAUCUCAGCUGUAUCACGCUGAAAGGUAAAUGGCAGCAUGUUGAUGAUAUCGCAGGAGGACUUGAAAUAGAGCGCCAACAGCUGCCGGCGGUAGCCACUGAGCUGGAGAGAUGGAAAGCCAUUGAGGUGCCUUUUGUGGCUCUUCCGAGCCGGGAGUCGAAUCCCACUCACCAUGGAAAGGUGAGAAGUAAUUAG